AUGUUCAUCUUAAACAACUUGAGCUGUGUAAAACCGCUCACAGUAAAAAAAAUAAACCAACGAUACAUCCUAGAACUGGAUGAUCCGCCGAUUGUACAGCAUGCCAACGAGCGGCCCACAGAAGAUAAAAUACUGCUCGUCGAUACGGAUGAAAAACACGAUCUAAAAAAUAUAAGAAACGCUGAGUACUGCGCCUUCUUUGAUCUAACAACGAAAAUCGUGCAGGAGGACACUGGUGAUAUUAAAUCACUUUCGUAUGACGAGCUGAGCAUUUUGCACGGCUCGAAGUACGCAAGGAAGGCUAUCAAUAAGAGAGACGUGCUCGAGAACGACAUAAAUGUUGACAGAAUAAACUUUGAGAAAUAUGCAGGCAGCGAGCAGAUUGUUCCUACUUUUAAUACCAACGCAAAGAAUGCAAAGAGCAUUUACAAGCUGAGCAUAAUGUUCGACAAAAAAUUGGUGAGGGAGGUUAAUCACUUGGAGCUGAACUGCAAAAGCAUACGGAUCGUUGAUUAUAAAUACCGAGACAGCUUUAAGGCUCAUUUUAUAAUAUUAGACACGAUUUUGUACGUGCUGGAAAAGAACUAUGUGCCCGAGCGACUGCCGUACGGCGAUAUUAUGUAUGACGUAUUGAACACAGUUUUGAGCACAAGGGAGCAAAACGCGAAUAUUGAGCGCAAUAAAUACAGGCGAUACGGUAAUAACGAGCGGUACAAAUUCAUAGCUAUGGCAUGUGUGAUCCUGUUGAUUAUCCACAGGUAUGAAAUUGACAUCAGUAACAUGCCCAACUUUGGCAUCAGUGAUGCCGAAAUUACCAAAAUUAUGAGACUGCUUGGGUGCAAAUGUGACAAAGACAAGUUUAAACUUGCACGAGUGCCCGAAACCAAGAUAAGGGCGAGAAGAGGAUUUAGAUGAACGAUAGUAGCACUUUGAAUAAAAUUUAAUAAGCAUACAUCAAUGAUUUGGUAAAAUGAUGAGAUACAGGUUUUUUUACGCGCCACUACCAGCAAUAGCGCUCGUGACAAUACUACGCAAAAGUUUUUGCCCGCUAUAGCAAGAAUAACAUGGUUAAUGAUGAAACACAAUCACAGAAACAAACCAUAGCUUAUCUUUUCACUACUAAUUGAGGUACUUCGGUAAAAAUUAUCUUUAGCUAAGUCAUACACUGACAGUAUAUCAUGUUUGAUUAUCUUUCACUGCGGACUUAACGCAGGAAUAGUUUGUCAUAGCUCAUACACGAUUGGUAUAUUCUCGAGUUGAACGAAAGAACCGUGAUUUUUGACCAGGCGCCAAAUUAUCAGCACCGCUCGUCCCUGAUCGCACCCAACAACGGUCGUGCUAACGAAAGAAAAACAUAGUUAUCAGUCUAACACUACGCCAUCCAGAUAUUCGGUCCUCAAAAAGAAUAAAACACGC
Molecule: messenger RNA, 1416 nt
Organism: Vavraia culicis subsp. floridensis
Lineage: Eukaryota; Fungi; Microsporidia; Pleistophoridae
Exons: 1
Coding region: 1-915 (304 amino acids)
Source: RefSeq, a predicted model, not a curated record